CUAUACUUGAACAGAAACGCGGAGGCAGCCUUGGCUGGCCGGGGGAAAGGAGCGGCGGUCGAAAACCAUGGCCUUCUCCUUCAACCCUCCUUCCUCCUCCUCGUCGUCCUCGUCCUCCUCCUCGCCGUCGUUUUCCUUCCCUUCUGCCACUCCUUCGCAAUCCCAGGGCUUUUCUUUCCAGUCCCAAACCCCUUCAGCGUCCUCCUCAUCUCCGUUCUCCUUCUCUUUCUCCACAACCCCUUCCCUUUUAUUCUCUUCCUCCUCCUCCACCACCACCGCCGCCUCCUCCUCCCCCGCCUUCUCUGGCUUCGGCUUCACUUCCGCCGCCUCAUCGCCUGCAACCGGUUUCUCUCUUGGAACCCCUUCUUCCUCCGCCUCCUCCCCGUCUCUAUUCGGCUUCUCAACCCUUGGCUCCUCAGCGGCUUCAUCUGCCGCGACCACGGCUAACCUUUUCUCGGCAUCAACCUCCGCUGCCUCCUCUUCCUCGUCGUCCGCCGCGCCUCCCUCUGCCCCGAGCCCUCUUUUCGCUUCAGAUUUCGGCACCUCGACCUUGUCCUCCGCGACGUUUUCUUCUUCCUCAGCAGCUUCUCCUUUUUCCACUGCGAGCCCUAGUUUCGGUUUCGGAUCCGGUACACCGUCUCCUCUAUUCGGCUUCGGGUCUUCUUCUUCCGCGUCCUCCCCGCUACAUGGAACCUCGUCUUCUGCUUCUUCUGCCGCAGCCUUGUCGUUCUCCUCCGCUUCGCCAGUGCUCACUUCUUCAGUGGCUACUCUCGGAACUAGCGCUGCCCCUUCUUUCGCUUCCUUUGCCUCAUCCUCGACCCCUUCGACUGCAGGAGUGGCCGCGACGGCGACGGUGACGACGACAUCAACUCCAUCCUUCUCAUCCUUGUUCUCCUCCUCGUCCUCUGCAUCUCCCCUGUCUUCGUCGUCUUCUUCGUUUACUACUGCUUCGACUGGUGCGUUCUCUUUUGGAACCGGUGGAUCCUUACCUCAGAACUCCUUCAUUGCUUCGUCAUCAUCUGCUGGUACCUCUUUAUCACUGCCUGUUGCGGCCACAACCUCCCCGUCAUCUUCCUCAACAUCUGGCUUUUCAUUUGGGUCUGCAAAAUCGGCUGCUUCCCAGCCUUCCUUCGGGUUCGCCAAUGCAGUUUCGCCUGCUGCUGCAACUGCCUCUGCGGCACCUGUCUUCGCCGGUGCUGCAGCUGCUGCGAAGCCUCUCACCCUGUCAUUUGGGUCUUCUUCCACACCACCCAUAUCAACCAUGGCACCGGCAUUGACAACUGCAAGCACUAUAACUUCUGUGCCAGCUAUAACACCCCCUGCUACAGCUUCCUCUUUGUUUGCCUCGGCAGCUGCAUCUUCUCUGUCGUUUUCAGUUUCUUCAUCAACGUCAGCAGCUGCAGCAUCCACCACUGCAUCAUCUUCUUUGACAUCAACAACUACUGCUGCAGCUACUGGUGCUUUCCCAAGCUUUGGCAUGUCAGCGUCUUCAGCAAACUCCGCAACACCAUCAACAAUGUCAUCAUCUCCACUUCAAUCCACACCAGCAGUUUUGUUGUUUGGUUCCUCUACUUCAGCAUCUGCUAGUGUGGCAAGUUCCAGUGCUGCCACAAGUCAACCUUUAACGCCAUCAGUUCAAGCUAGUAGUGGCGGACUUAUUACAACCACUUCAGCCACAACCCAGGCACCAAAAUUACCUUCAGAAAUUGUUGGGAAAACUGUCGAGGAGAUAAUUAAGGACUGGAAUGCUGAGCUACAGGAGCGUACUUCAAAGUUCCGAAAGCAGGCUACAGCAAUAGCUGAAUGGGACAGGAGGAUUCUACAAAACCGAAAUAUUCUCAUUAGGCUGGAGGCUGAAGUGGCAAAAGUUGUGGAGACUCAAACUAACUUAGUACGACAACUUGAAUUAAUUGAAACUCAUCAACAAGAGAUUGAUAAGGCUCUGGAGAGCAUGGAAGAAGAAGCUGAGCGUAUAUAUAAGGAUGAACGGGCAUUGCUUUUGGAAGAUGAGGCCACUUCUGUGAGAGAUUCAAUGUAUGAACAAGCUGAGUUUAUUGAAAGAGAAAUGCAAAAGAUGGCUGAACAAGUAAAAUCAGUAAUUCAAACAGUGAAUUCUUCUCAGGGUGGUGAUAUGGAUAUGGUUGAUGGUAUGACUCCACUUGAUGUUGUUGUCCGAAUACUUAACAAUCAGCUGAGCACUCUAAUGUGGAUUGAUGAAAAGGCAAAUGAAUUCUCAGAUCAGAUUCAAAAGGUGGCCAACAGUGGGGCUGCAGCCGAACGUGGUUCGACAGCUCCAAGAUUCUGGUUGAGUUAACCUCUACAGUCUUAACAGUAAAAGAGUUGUAUGUUAACUUGCAUGUGCUAAGGUAGAGAAGUUGUCUGAUUACCUUCGUUUUUGAGGACGAAGCUUAUCAUUGGGGGGGAGACGUCUGAUAUUGGAACUUAUCAUUUGCUGCCAUGCUAAUUCCUGUGAAUUCAGAAUCCUGUCAAGCACUUUGUAAGAUUCUUAAAACUGAGAACAUAUCAUCAUGUAGUUGUGAAAAUUGUCUUUGGAGAU
Messenger RNA from Musa acuminata subsp. malaccensis (wild Malaysian banana), 2557 nucleotides. RefSeq names its product nuclear pore complex protein NUP62. NCBI's taxonomy places the organism in Eukaryota, Viridiplantae, Streptophyta, Magnoliopsida, Zingiberales, Musaceae. The record is from RefSeq and is a predicted model, not a curated record. Gene Ontology annotation, biological process: protein import into nucleus; RNA export from nucleus. Gene Ontology annotation, molecular function: phospholipid binding; structural constituent of nuclear pore. Gene Ontology annotation, cellular component: nuclear pore central transport channel; nuclear pore.